This is a messenger RNA of Pollicipes pollicipes, 1467 nucleotides long. RefSeq names its product cilia- and flagella-associated protein 20. Lineage: Eukaryota; Metazoa; Arthropoda; Thecostraca; Pollicipedomorpha; Pollicipedidae. The coding region runs from base 295 to 876 and encodes 193 amino acids. The transcript is spliced from 5 exons. The record is from RefSeq and is a predicted model, not a curated record.
GCCCACGCUGAUUGGCUGUAAUGCAAAGCAUUUAACAUACUGAUUCCUGAAGCGCAUUUGUAACUAGGAUUGCACUUACGGUUGGCGAGAAUUGUUUGCCACCGCGUGUGUCCCAACCGGUGCGAAUUAAUAGCAGGAAAGGUAUUCAUCCAAAAUAUUUCUGCGCGGACCGUUGCAUAUUUUCGAGCAGAUUGAAUCGGGGUCAGUGUUCCUUCAUUUUCAUCCGCCGCGUCGUUGUAAAGCGGCUGGGGUUCGAGUGAUCGUGGUACUUACGUUUGAGGAGAAGGUAUAGAUAUGUUCAAGAAUACAUUUCAAAGUGGAUUCCUCUCGAUAUUGUACAGCAUUGGAAGUAAGCCACUUCAAAUCUGGGAUAAAAAGGUUCGCAAUGGGCACAUCAAGAGGAUAACUGACAAUGAUAUCCAGUCAUUAGUACUGGAGAUUGUUGGUACAAAUGUCAGCACUACCUUCAUCACAUGCCCGGCAGACCCAAAGAAGACCCUGGGAAUCAAGCUCCCCUUCCUGGUGAUGAUCAUCAAAAAUCUAAAGAAGUAUUUCACUUUUGAAGUCCAGGUGCUGGAUGACAAGAACGUGCGCCGGCGCUUCCGGGCGUCCAACUACCAGUCCACGACCCGAGUCAAGCCGUUCAUCUGUACGAUGCCCAUGCGACUGGAUGAUGGCUGGAACCAGAUCCAGUUCAACCUGGCCGAUUUCACGCGGCGCGCCUACGGCACCAACUACGUGGAGACGCUGCGUGUGCAGAUCCAUGCCAACUGCCGUAUCCGGCGCAUCUACUUCUCGGACCGGCUCUACUCGGAGGACGAGCUGCCCGCAGAGUUCAAGCUCUACUUGCCCGUCCAGUCCAAGGCCAAGGUGUGAGUGGGCCACAUGCGGCGCGUGGCCAUAGCACGUGAGCUGCUGGCGACAGCCACGAAAGGGGCGUAGCUGCUGAGAUGGGAUUUCCGCCAAGUUUGGUUUGGCUCGUUCUCUUGGCACGUCCGGUAGGAUGCGAGGAAAUUGUCACCGUUGGUCGUGCUGCCAUUGGUCAUCAACGAAAUUGGAGCCAGCUGGCGGCGAAGGAUUGACUGCAUCUUGUUGAAAUGCUGUUUUGAUAUCGGUAUUAUCCUGACCCCAAGGCGCUCGGGCUGUAGUGUCUUCUUUGGUCCGUUGGGUUCGGCUGUUUAGAUCUCAAGCCCAAAUCUGGUGCUGAAGCCAGGACGAGUCCGGAGGCUUGAGACUCACAGACGCGUUGAUGCCAGCAAUGCUCGGGCUUUCGGGAUCCCGUCGACUCGCGUGUCUCCCCCGUUGUCAACCGGGACCGCUGCAGGGCCGGUUAGGCGCGCUUACGGGCUGCGCGUGGUGCACCAGGCUACGUUCGAGCACAAUCUGUGAUGUUUCAUGCUCUGUUUGCGUUGAUGGUCCAUUGACUGUUUAUCAUUAUGUUCGUGCAUAAAUCACCCGUGUAUCUCA